Messenger RNA from Fragaria vesca subsp. vesca, 654 nucleotides. Its product is annotated as proliferating cell nuclear antigen-like. Gene Ontology annotation, biological process: leading strand elongation; regulation of DNA replication; translesion synthesis. Lineage: Eukaryota; Viridiplantae; Streptophyta; Magnoliopsida; Rosales; Rosaceae. The record is from RefSeq and is a predicted model, not a curated record. Gene Ontology annotation, cellular component: PCNA complex. Bases 1 to 654 code for a protein of 217 amino acids. Gene Ontology annotation, molecular function: DNA binding; DNA polymerase processivity factor activity. The transcript has 2 exons.
AUGUUGGAACUCAGACUUCAAGCAUCGAUCCUCAAGAAAAUUGUGGUUUUCAUCCACAAUAUGAAUAAUGGCCGCCACAACCAUUGCUCGGCAACCGAGCUCGUCGAUAUCUUGAAAAGGACAACCGAGUAUUUCGAUUGCAUCCCAACCGAGAUCUUCCUCCAAGCCUUGGAUCCCAGCAAUAAAUCUCUGGUGGACUUGCGGCUCAGACCUGACGCCUUCAAGCACUACCGCUGCGAUCCGCCCAUCUCCCUUGAAAUCGUCCCUAAAAACAUGGCCGACAUCCUCGACUUCGCCGCAAACGAAAACGGACGUUGUCAAAGUGACACUAGUUUUUACUAUGCCAUGAAGCAAGAGAAUAGAAGCAGGUGUAAUUUUGGUGUGGAUGACAAGGCUGAAGAAGGAGAAGAAGUAACAGUUAUAGAAAUGAUCAUGAAAGAGCCGGUUUCGGUGGAAUAUGAGCUGAACUACUUUGAGAUGUUUACAGAAGUGAGCCCAGUGUCAGACAUAGUUAAGAUUAACUUGUGCGCGGAGUUUCCAGUUAUGGUGGAGUACAAGAUUGCAAAGAGGAGUUGGUUUAGGUUCUACUUGGCUCCUAUACCCAAGGACGAGGACGGACCAACAGAGCCACGGAGGGCGUCCCCGGCCAGAUAG